Arachis ipaensis is the source of this 2073-nucleotide messenger RNA. Its product is annotated as protein NRT1/ PTR FAMILY 5.2-like. NCBI's taxonomy places the organism in Eukaryota, Viridiplantae, Streptophyta, Magnoliopsida, Fabales, Fabaceae. Gene Ontology annotation, cellular component: membrane. The record is from RefSeq and is a predicted model, not a curated record. Gene Ontology annotation, molecular function: dipeptide transmembrane transporter activity; tripeptide transmembrane transporter activity. Gene Ontology annotation, biological process: transmembrane transport; dipeptide transport.
UUGGAUUCUAACUUCUAAGUGCUAAAGGGGGAAAUACAAUACUCGUCUUUGCGUACGAAACAAACACUAGCUUCUGUAUAUUACUGCUUCCUUCUUUUCUUUCUCUUUUGAAAUAAUCAAGCAAGUUCAUGAGUGUUAAUAUGGAAGACGGUAGAGUAGUGAUGAGUAGUAGUAGUGAGUAUACACAAGAUGGUAGUGUGGAUCUUAAAGGAAACCCUGUUCUCAAAUCCAAAAGGGGUCGCUGGAAAGCUUGCUCCUUUGUUGUCGUAUACGAGAUAUUCGAAAGGAUGGCAUAUUAUGGAAUAUCAUCAAAUCUGAUAUUGUAUCUGACAAAGAAGCUUCAUCAAGGAACUGUUACAGCUUCGAAUAAUGUAACAAACUGGGUUGGCACCAUUUGGAUUACUCCCAUAUUUGGUGCCUACAUUGCCGAUGCUCAUCUUGGUCGCUAUUGGACCUUUCUCGUUGCCUCUAUCAUCUAUCUCUUGGGUAUGUCUCUACUGACAUUGUCAGUUUCCCUUCCAAGCCUAAAACCACCUCAAUGCCAUGAAGCUGAUGUAACAAAGUGCGAAAAGGCCUCAACACUUCACCUAGCUGUAUUCUAUGGUGCACUUUACACUCUAGCAUUGGGAACAGGUGGGACCAAACCCAACAUUUCCACCAUAGGUGCUGACCAAUUUGAUGACUUUGACCCAAAAGAAAAGAGCCACAAACUCUCCUUCUUCAAUUGGUGGAUGUUCAGCAUCUUCAUUGGGACCCUCUUUGCAAACACUGUCCUUGUGUAUAUACAAGAUAACGUAGGGUGGACUUUAGGGUAUGGUCUUCCAACUCUUGGCCUUGCAUUAUCAAUUAUGAUAUUUUUUGCAGGGACACCCUUCUAUAGACACAAAUUGCCUUCAGGGAGUCCCUUCACUAGAAUGGCCAAGGUCAUUGUGGCUUCUAUAAGGAAAUGGAAUGUCAUUGUUCCUAGUGACCCUAAAGACCUAUAUGAGCUUGAUUUAGAAGAGUAUGCAAAGAAUGCGAAAGUCAGAAUUGACUCAACUCCAACAUUGAGGUUUCUGAACAAAGCAUGUGUGAAUACUGGUUCAAGUCAUAAUGCAUGGAUGCUAUGCCCUGUUACACAAGUGGAGGAGACAAAACAAAUGCUUAGAAUGAUCCCAAUCUUAGUUUCCACAUUUGUCCCUAGCACAAUGGUUGCUCAAAUCAACACCCUUUUUGUGAAACAAGGAACAACACUUGAUAGAGCCAUUGGAAGAAGCUUCAGUAUCCCCCCAGCAAGUUUAGGUGCAUUUGUGACACUCUCAAUGCUCAUAUGUGUUGUGAUCUAUGACCGUUUCUUUGUGAAGAUUAUGCAAAAGUUAACCCACAAUCCAAGAGGAAUUACCCUUCUUCAAAGAAUGGGAAUUGGACUGGUAAUUCACAUUGUGAUUAUGGUAAUUGCAUUUUUAACUGAAAGGUAUAGGCUUAGUGUUGCAAAAGAACAUGGAUUGGUCCAAAACGGAGGACAAGUUCCACUAAGCAUAUUCAUAUUGCUACCUCAAUUUGUGCUUAUGGGAACUGCUGAUGCAUUUUUAGAGGUUGCAAAGAUUGAGUUUUUUUAUGACCAAGCACCAGAGAGCAUGAAGAGUUUAGGCACUUCUUAUUCCAUGACAUCAUUAGGAAUUGGGAAUUUCCUUAGCACUUUUGUUCUCUCAACAGUUUCACACAUCACCAAGGAACAUAGCAGUGAACACAAAGGCUGGAUUUUGAACAACUUGAAUGCUUCCCAUCUUGAUUAUUAUUAUGCACUUCUUGCAGUGCUCAACUUCUUGAACUUGAUCUUUUUCUUGGUUGUUGUGAAGUUCUAUGUCUACAGAGCUGAAGUUUCUGAUUCCAUAAAACAUCUUGCCGAAGAAUUGAAGGAAAAGAAAGCUGUUGUGUCAAACCAAGUCAUACCAAGAGAUUAAUUUCGUGAUAUGGAUGUUUGAAAUGUGGAAGAGAAAACAACUAGCUAAAAUGGAUUAGUUCAGAAUAUACAUAAUGUAUUUGAGUUUGAUAUAUUCAGUCUAAUUUAUAACAUAAUCACCUUGUUUGGGU